AUGUUGGACAAAAAUCAACCCUCAUCCACAACGGAUGUGGUUGUUCAACCCGGCCCUUUGCCUAGCAAAACAACCACAUCCGGACGACGCUGGUGGCACUGGCACGAGCCAGGUACCACAAAGGAGGAGAAAUGGCUUAUCUUCAAACUCGACUUUUUUAUCUUACUCUACUCUUGUCUUACUUUCUUCAUCAAGUACCUGGACCAAACGAAUGUGAACAACGCGUACGUUUCGGGAAUGAAAGAGGACCUAAACCUUCAGGGAAAUGAACUCAAUUGGUUCACUACCUAUUUCAACAUCGGCAUCAUCGUAGGGGGGCCCUUUAUCACAAUGGCAAUUACAGUCGUCAGACCGCGAUACCUGCUGCCAGUCAGCACACUAGUAUGGUCUUUCUUCGUCUUAUUUAUGUACAAGGUACAGGAUGCAAAGACUCUCUAUAUUCUAAGGUUUUUUGCCGGUUUAUUUGAAUCCGGGGCCAUGCCAGCCGCAUUUUACAUGAUUGGAAGCUGGUACCGCACGUCAGAGAUCAGUCGACGAUCAGCACUUUACUGGUUUGCUUCCAUUGGCGGCGGGAUGUUCUCAGGCUAUAUCCAGGCUGGCCUGCACCAAGAUAUGAACGGAAAAGUCGGCCUUGCCUCUUGGCGCUGGGUCUUCAUAUUCGACUUCAUCAUCGGUAUUCCGAUCGCAAUCUUCGGGUUCUUGUGUUGUCCAGAUGAGCCGAAUGGAGAGCGCCCCUGGUGGAUGACGGAGAGGGAACGACAAAUGUCGAUCAAACGAAUUGCCGAGGAGAAUCGCAAUACAUCCAAGUUGGAGUGGAACUGGACCACAGUAAAGCGAAUCCUUACUUCGUGGCAGUUCUAUAGCUUUUGCCUAGCAUGGGCCUUCAUGGAGUGUACAUGCGGAGUCAACCUCCAACGGUGGAUGACCUUGUAUCUGAAGUCUCUGAAGAUAGAUGGUCAGCCUCGGUACUCUAUUGAGAAGAUCAACAGCCUCCCCACUGUCAUCGGUUGCGUUGAGCUGGCGUGGCUUUUACUCAGCUCCACACUGGCAGACUUUCUACAAGUGCGAGCACCGAUUAUUGCAGGUUUGGGGGUAAUGCAGCUCGUUUCUUACAUUGUAUUCUACAUAUGGUCGACCAAUACUGCCCUCAUGGCUGGGAUGUAUUAUCUAUGCAGUGCCUACGGCGCCAUUUCACCGUUGAUCAGUUCCUGGCUGAACUCCAGCUGCGGUGGAGACAGGCAGCUCCGUGCUCUGACGACCUCACUCAUGAUCUCAAUCGGAUAUGCCGUUGAAACUGUCUCUCAGCAGUACAUGUUCCCCACCUCAGAGGCGCCGCGGUUCGAACGGACCCAUGGCUACGCAUUUGGAAUUGGCUGGGUGGUUGUGAUGGUUGUUUGGUGUGGGCUCUUGCUGCCGUUGAUUGAAAGACACUUUGCGAGGAAAUUGAUACAACCUGGGCUAAAUUGUUGAAAAACGACUGGGUGGAUGAUGGUGGUUUUUAGCACUGGUGGGUUACAAUUGGUUCAAUGGUGAGGCUUGGACCACUUUGACGGCGCUGUAGUCUACCUACAUAGGUAGCUGUAACCUCAAGACCAUUUCUACGGUAUCCACUUACUGUCUUCCUUUUGCAUUCAGCUGUUUUUUGUAUUAGUCAUUUAUUGUGCGCCCAAUAGAAAUCAUCAAUACUAGGGGAAUAGAAAAGGAAAG
Molecule: messenger RNA, 1707 nt
Organism: Aspergillus wentii DTO 134E9
Lineage: Eukaryota; Fungi; Ascomycota; Eurotiomycetes; Eurotiales; Aspergillaceae
Exons: 11
Coding region: 1-1470 (489 amino acids)
Biological process (GO): transmembrane transport
Cellular component (GO): membrane
Molecular function (GO): transmembrane transporter activity
Source: RefSeq, a predicted model, not a curated record